Letharia columbiana is the source of this 1083-nucleotide messenger RNA. RefSeq lists its product as uncharacterized. Lineage: Eukaryota; Fungi; Ascomycota; Lecanoromycetes; Lecanorales; Parmeliaceae. The transcript has 2 exons. Gene Ontology annotation, cellular component: nucleus. The record is from RefSeq and is a predicted model, not a curated record. Bases 1 to 1083 code for a protein of 360 amino acids.
AUGACAGUCAGAGGCGCGACCCAGAGAGAGAGCCCGGAUGGCCAUGUUCUCUUCAUAGAAGAAGUUCGGAAACACCUAGGUGUGAGGGCCAACGCCGGCGAAAGUUCUUCCUUAGCCGAUACCAUUGAAGCCCGCCCCAAGGUCCUCCUCAUCGGUCACGAUAUGCAUGACGAUUUUCGGAAGAUGAGACAAGACGGCAUCGAUCUCCAAAAACACUUCCAGUACUCGGGUUGCGUCGAUACCCAGGUAGUUGUCGAGGACACAGGUGCAAGCAUGGGCAAAGGGUUGAGCGAUCUGAUGUCACACUACGGACUGGCCAAGCUCGAGUUCAAAAAAGUAGGUUGCCCCAGAAUGCCAGGCAAAUGGGUUUUUGUGGGCGCCCACUGCUCGGGCAACGAUGCCGUCGCAGCUUUGGAGUGUCUUAUCGAUCAAACCUUCGAUCUGAGCCUAAGGACACCCGGCGACAAGGACUCCGUAGGCCUGGAAGAUCUGCCUGAAGACUGGUUGAAGAAGCCUCUUCAAGUCGUCAACCGUACGAGCGAGCACGGCUUCGCAUGGAUGCGCGUCGCCGACUUUGCCCAUAUUCCGCCCGGAGACCAUGGGCAAAACUGGCGUUCCUUUAUCCGCGCACGACACUGGAUAAACCACGAUUUCCGCAACUUCUCGAAUUGGUUCUACUGCAUCGGCAAUCCGAAAGGCUUCUGGCCCAAGUAUGGCGAGUCACAGUAUUACCAUGUGUCGGAGGGUCCGGCCCCGUUCCAUAAGCUAUUCGAGGAGCUUGCAAAUGCCACUGCUGGCGCUUCCGAAGGGUUUGAUACCGUCGAAGAAGUCACAGCGAUGCUCGAGCAGACAACACUCGAGGAGGAGCGCACACCGGCCGGUGGACGUAACAUGGCCAUUACCCGAGGCAAUGCGAACAAUGUUAGAGGAGACAUGACCAACAGCAGAGGCAUGCAGCCUCCCUUCCGAAGCAACGCGAAAAACAUCGGGGAGGAUACCGCGGCGAUUAGAGGCAAUGAUUCAAGCUGGGCACAGAUUGGUCAAGGCAACGAAGGCAAGAAAAUCCAACAGCAAAGCCAGUGA